UAAACUUGAUUUUUGCAGUAAUAUUAACUUGUUGGUUGCUAUAAAGAGGAGCCAGCUAGGGGCUUCACAUCCAGAAUACACUUUCAGACCGAUAACAUAUUUAAGACUCGUGUCAUCAAGCAACAUGAAAAUUGUCGUACUUGCUCUACUGGUCGUUUUGGUUGUCAGUCAGGGUGAAGCCUUGAGGUGUAACUGUGGAGGUCGGCGUCAAUGUCCAGGAAACGUGGAGACCUGCUCUGGUGAAGCCAACGCCUGCGCCAGUGUUAUUUUUCAUGUUCCCUGUCCCGGCUACUUUAAGGGCUGCAUGAAAAUGACCAACUGCAAGAUAAUGAAUCAACCUGGCAUCACCACGACCGCCUGCUGCUCCUCUGACCUGUGCAACUGACCAAUUAACAUCGGCCGUCGUACGCACCUGAAAUCUACACAUCAAUAAAUGUUUGUGAUUGGU
Nerophis ophidion (straightnose pipefish) is the source of this 448-nucleotide messenger RNA. Its product is annotated as lymphocyte antigen 6D-like. The transcript has 4 exons. Lineage: Eukaryota; Metazoa; Chordata; Actinopteri; Syngnathiformes; Syngnathidae. The record is from RefSeq and is a predicted model, not a curated record. Bases 125 to 385 code for a protein of 86 amino acids.